Molecule: messenger RNA, 5153 nt
Organism: Eriocheir sinensis (Chinese mitten crab)
Lineage: Eukaryota; Metazoa; Arthropoda; Malacostraca; Decapoda; Varunidae
Gene: arr
Product: low-density lipoprotein receptor-related protein 6-like
Exons: 24
Coding region: 110-5122 (1670 amino acids)
Molecular function (GO): protein binding; calcium ion binding
Source: RefSeq, a predicted model, not a curated record
GUGAUGGCCGCGGGGUGAGAGAGGAGCUGCCGAGGAGGUGUUGUGUCAGUGUGCCUCCCAGGGUGUCAUGCCGCUGUGCCGGUGCCCCGCGCGGCGAUGAGCGGCCAUAAUGCUCCCGCCCCGCCCCUGCACCGCCCCGCUGCUCCUCGCCCUCGCCGCCCUGGCCAUAGGCUACCCCGAGCUGCUCUUUGCAAAUCGGAAGGACAUUCGGAUUAUUGAGGUCGGCAAGGAACGGCACCAGGUGAUUGUAAAGGAUGUCACGGAUGCAGCCUGCGUGGACUACUACUACGAGGGCCAGUUGGUGUGCUGGACGGAUAUCGACAAUGAGCUCAUCAAGUGUGUCCAGGUCAACACUACACAGGGAGCCAAGGACCACAAGGAGGUGACAGUCAUUUCCCGGGGCAUUGUGUCACCGGAUGGCCUGGCGGUGGACUGGCUGGGCCGCAAGCUGUACUGGACCGACUCCGACACCAACAAAGUGGAGGUGGCGGGCCUGUACAGCGGCCUGCGUCGGGUGUUGUACUGGCAAGACCUGGACCAGCCCCGGGCCAUCGCGCUGGUGCCGUCAGAAGGGCUAAUGUUCUGGACCGACUGGGGCGAGAACCCUAAGAUAGAGCGGGCGGGCAUGAACGGCGACUCUGCCACGCGCGUCGUCAUCGUAAAGGACGAGAUAUUCUGGCCCAACGGACUCACCAUCGACACCCAGCGCCGCGUCAUCUACUGGGCCGAUGCAAAGUUCUCCUACAUUGCCUCCGUGGACUUUGAUGGCCGCAGUAGGAAGGAGGUAGUACAGGGGAAACUGCCACACCCCUUCGCCCUCACAUACUUCAACCACACACUGUACUGGACGGACUGGGAGACGCGCGCCAUCCACUACUGCACCAUUGAUGAGGGGAGGAGCUGCAAGGAACAACACCAGAUAGGGGCGGGCCUGUCACCCAUGUACCUCCAUGUCUACGACCCAGCCCAGCAGCCCCAUGUCCACACCCCAUGCCAGAAGAACAAUGGGGGGUGUAGCCAUCUCUGCCUGGCCGCCCCGCCACCCAAAAACUACUCCUGCGCGUGUCCGACCGGUGUGAAGCUGUUGGAUCAGUUUAAUUGUUCAGAUGGCCCAGAGGAGAUGCUGAUUCUGGCGCGGAGGACGGAUCUGCGACGCAUCUCCCUUGACACCCCAGACCACACCGCUGUCGUCAUCCCUAUGUCUGGGGUGAAGCAUGCCAUCGCUGUGGACUAUGACCCCAUUGACGGAUUUAUAUACUGGACGGAUGAUGAGGUGGAGUGCAUCCAGCGGUCGCGUCUUGACGGCUCGGGGCAGGAGGUGGUGGUGUCGACGGAAGUGCUGAACCCGGACGGCGUGGCGGUGGACUGGAUCGCACGGAACCUCUACUGGACGGACACUGGACCGGACCGCAUUGAGGUGGCCAGGCUGAACGGGACAUCCAGGAAGAUCCUCAUCACCGACAACCUGGAUGAACCGAGAGCCAUUGCUAUAGACCCGGAUGGCGGCCUCAUGUUCUGGACGGACUGGGGCGUUCAUCCGAAGAUUGAGAGGGCAGCGCUGGAUGGCACGGAGAGGCAGCUGGUCAUCGGCACGGACCUGGCCUGGCCGAACGGUGUGGUCAUUGAUGUGGAGCUGAGCCGCAUCUUCUGGUGUGACGCGAAGAUGGACGUGAUUGAGAGCUCCUCCCUGGAUGGUUCAGACAGGCGGGUGGUCCUCAGAGACUACCUCCCUCAUGUGUUUGGCCUCUCCCUGCUGGGCGACCACAUCUACUGGACCGACUGGCAAAGACGCAGCAUCGAGAGGGUCAACAAACUCACAGGUGAAGGGCGCAAGGUCAUAGUGGAGCAGCUGCCAGACUUGAUGGGGCUGAAGGCCGUGAGCUCCAAGCAGGGGGGCGGCUCCCACAACCCCUGCCGCGAGGACAAUGGCGGCUGCUCACACCUCUGCCUCAACCGCCCUAAUAACUACACCUGCGGAUGCCCCAUAGGCUAUGACCUCACCCAGGACGGCCGCCAGUGUGUGGUUCCCGAGGCGUUCCUGCUCUACACACGCAAGGAGGAUAUUCGGCGCAUCUCCCUCCUCACGAGCCACAACGACCCCAUUCCCGUCACUGGCAUACAGGAGGCUAUGGCCAUCGACUUUGACAGCAUCGACAACCGGCUGUACUGGACCGACAUCAGCGUCAAGUCCAUCUCCCGCGCCUUCAUGAAUGGGUCGCAGAUGGAGCGCGUGGUGGAGUUCGGCCUGGCGUACCCCGAAGGGAUGGCGGUCGACUGGCUGGCUCGGAACAUCUACUGGGCGGACAUGGGGAAUAACAGGAUUGAGGUGGCGCGGCUGGACGGCAGUUCCCGGCGUGUGUUACUGUGGCAGAACAUCGCCAGCCCCAAGUCCCUCGCCCUAGACCCCAGCCAGGGAUACAUGUAUUGGUCUGAGUGGCGUGAGGAGCAGCCCAGCAUCUCCUACGCCCACCUGGAUGCUGCCAACCCCACCGUCAUCAUCACCAAGAUGGGCCGCGGGAACGGACUCACCAUCGACUUCAAGGACAACCGACUCUACUGGACUGACAUUGACAACUUAAUGAUCGAAAGCAGCGACCUCAGCGGCUACAACAGAGAGGUCAUCGUCCGCAACCUGCCACAACCGUAUGGGCUGACCCUGUACGAGGACUAUGUCUACUGGGCGGACUGGAAGACAGGGACGAUUGAGAGAGCCAACAAGGCCAGAGGAGAGAACAGGACUAGGAUACAGAGCCAAUUGGACUUCAUCAUGGACAUCCUGGUCUUCCACUCCUCGCGGCAGAGUGGACGGAACCCCUGCUCAGAGGACAAUGGCGGCUGCUCACACCUCUGCCUGGCCAUCCCUCACCUGCCCAAUGCUACCCAGAACUACACCUGUGCCUGCCCCACCCACUACACUCUGGAUGCGGAUGGGCGGACCUGCCGACCGCCAUCCUCGUUCCUCCUGUUCAGCCAGAAGAUGGAGGUGAGCAGACUCGUAGAAGAGGGAGGUGAGUGCCCAACCCUCAUCCUCUCCAUACACAACAUGCGAAACGUACGGGCGAUAGACUAUGACCCGCUAGAGGAGAUGGUGUACUGGGUGGAGGGGCGAGGUCACACCAUACGCAGGGCACACCAAAACGGGUCACACGGCCAGCUGUUUGUGACCAAUGAUAUGGAGAAGAUUUACCCCUAUGACCUGGCGCUUGAUCCCUUCUCCAGGCUGCUCCUGUGGUCCUGUGCCCGAAGUAAUGUUAUCAAUGCCACGAGGUUGGAUAGAACACAGCUGGGCGGGAUCAUUGGACAGGGCGGACAGGACCAACCCAGAGCCCUCGCCGUCCACCCCGUCCUGGGCCUGCUCUUCUUCAUCAACAUGGUCUCCCCGCCCCGGAUAGAGAGGUCGGGGCUGGAUGGGCGGGGCAGGCAGGUGGUGGUCGGAGAGGGGCUCACCACACCCACCGCCCUCACUGUGGAUGUGGAGGAUGAUUUUAUCUUCUGGGCGGACACGGCGACCAAGAGGAUUGAAACUGCAACGCUGACUGGCGAGGAUCGGAAGGUGCUGGUUGACGAGGGCUUGAGCCUUCCGACGGGCCUCUCAGUCCACGGGUCGUACCUCUACUGGGUGGACCGGGAGCUGACCCACAUCGCAAGGGUGGACAAGUUUACCGGGCAGGGACGCGAGGUGAUACAGGGGCGGAUAUCACACCUGUCGGAUAUCAUUGCCGUCACACCCUUCCUCUCACAGCGUAUGCGCGUGCAUCCCUGCCACAACGGGAGUGAGUGCAGCCACCUGUGUCUGGAGAGGGAUGGGCGGCAGGUGUGCUCGUGUCCAGCUGGCAGGGCGCUCGCUGAUGACCUCAAGACCUGCAUCCUGCCCCCCUCAUGCAAGCCCCAGGAGUUCAGGUGCCACUCAGGGUCCGUUGGCUGUAUCCCCAUCAAGUGGAGGUGUGACGGACAGACUGAGUGUGCGGACAAGAGUGAUGAGCUGAACUGCCCUCUCCUCCCACUCUGCCAGCCCUCUCAGUUCAGAUGCCUCGACAGCCAGUGCAUCGACAAGGCGUGGGUGUGCGACGGGGAGCGGCAGUGUAGCGACGGCAGUGACGAGGUGGGCUGCUGCGGGGCGGGGCAGGUGCUGUGCGUGUCGUCAGGGAGCUGCGUGGACACGGCCGCCCACUGCUCCGGGUCCGCCCACCGCCCCUGCCCCGACGCCCCGGACCUGACGCUGUGCUCCACAUGGGUCACUGCUCCGCCCGAGGCCUCCGAGGGUGGCGGGGGCCGUGCGCCGUACAUCGUGGGUGUGGUGGCCAGCGUGGUGGUGCUGGUGUGUGUGGCGGCGCUGCUGCUCUACUACCGCCGCCGCCCCGCCCUGCUGGACGACCACGAGCUGGAGCCCCACCCCAAGCCUGGCCCAGCCCACCCCACCGCUGCCCCGCCGCCGGGACACCAUAGGCAGUACAGGCUUGUCAUGACCUCCUGGGGCAAGUCCUAUGCCCCAGUGGGCGGCCCCGGGGAGACUGCUGCCGGGGACCCCCGCCCCCCCAUGGCUGGGGCGGCCCCCGGGCAGGGCGUGUGUCGGGGCGUGUUGGCGGGCGGGGGUGCAGGGCGGGGGAUGUAUGAGGCUGCCCCGGCCACUGGCGCCUCCUCCUCAUCCUCCUCCAUGACCCACUACCCCCGGGAGACCCUCAACCCGCCCCCCACCCCCGUGGCGGAGGGGCGGGGGGGCGGCCGCUGCCCCGAGCCCCACUGCUGCUACAACCCCCACCACCAUGCACCCCCCUCCACCCUGCAUUCCUACCGCCACUACAAGACCCGGAACCGCCCACCUCCCCCCACGCCCUGCUCCACCGACGUGUGCGACUCCGACGUGUACUCCUCCGCCCUCUCCCCCCGCGGCGCCCCCCGCUGCUACACGCCCCCCUCGCCCCCCACCCACUACCACUCCUCGCCCCUCAUGACAGACUACGACUCUGACCCCCACCCACCGCCCCCCACCCCCCAGAUGCCCUACAUGUGUGAGCUGACCUCCUGCCCCCCCACCUCUUGCCCCCCGUCACCCUCCACGGAGCGAUCCUACUGCACCCGCGCCCCCUGCCCCCCGCCCCCCUCACCCAUCGCCUCAGACUAGCCAGCCAGCCCCCCCCUCCCCUCACCCAUGG